This is a messenger RNA of Solea senegalensis (Senegalese sole), 1351 nucleotides long. RefSeq names its product ERH mRNA splicing and mitosis factor (gene erh). The transcript has 4 exons. The coding region runs from base 138 to 452 and encodes 104 amino acids. The record is from RefSeq and is a predicted model, not a curated record. NCBI's taxonomy places the organism in Eukaryota, Metazoa, Chordata, Actinopteri, Pleuronectiformes, Soleidae.
AGGCUUGUGUCACUUCCUCUGAUUUCUUUUGCCCCAGCAGCAGCUAUUUCGCACGGGGAAUUCUGAAGCAACAAUCAACGGUUUUGUGCAGUUUUUUUGUACCUAAGAAGUAGACACGUUCCGUAGGCAGUAUAAACAUGUCGCACACAAUUUUGCUUGUCCAACCCACCAAGAGACCUGAGGGCCGCACAUAUGCUGACUAUGAGUCAGUGAACGAAUGCAUGGAAGGUGUUUGCAAAAUGUAUGAAGAACAUCUGAAGAGGAUGAAUCCAAACAGCCCCUCCAUCACCUAUGACAUUAGCCAGUUGUUUGACUUCAUUGAUGACUUGGCUGAUCUUAGCUGUCUUGUGUACAGAGCUGACACCCAGACAUACCAACCAUACAACAAAGACUGGAUCAAGGAGAAGAUAUAUGUCUUGCUGCGACGUCAGGCUCAGCAGGCAGCAAAGUAAAGGCAUUGGUGACAGGUUGUCCUGCUACACACACCUGGAAGGAUUUUACACUGCACUACAUUUCCACAGCAUCUUUAGGAUCUGUGUAUAUGGACAACAUCGUCAGUUUGAUAAGGGGUGGGUUUUCGCAGCAUACUAUUUUUGGGAAAAGGUUGUGGUUUCAAAACCAGUAAAGUAAGACAUUUGGGCUUUAUAUUGAAAUGGGGAUGUACUUGGCAGAAUACAGAUGCUUGUGCAUCAAGAGGAUAGACAUGAUAGUUGUAAAUAGGAGUGGGCGAUCUGAGAAAUCACACCAUGACAAAUCUGGAACAGUUCCUUGAGAAUUUUAGAGGUGACAUUAUAUGACAUUUACACUUGGUUGAACCAUAAUCCAUGUCAGCAAACCAACAGAUUGAUUGUCUACUAGAUUGUAUCAUGUGUCUAUAUCAAAAAAGACUUUUCCAUGUGGGUAUCCAAAACCUUUCAAAUGUAGUCUGGCAGCAUGUUUAAACAGUUAAAAAUACACAAUAAAAACUGAGCCUGGAUGUUCUUAACAGUACAUUUUAAAAUUGAGAAGAAAGACUAAGGGUUGUGUUUGUGUGUCAUGGUGUGGUUUUUGGGAGGAUUGCCCACUACUAACAGCAAUGAUUAAUUUAUUAAUGGAGAGAGAGAGAGAGAGAGAUCCCUGUUUGGAGAAGAGCUCCACAGCCUAGAUAAUGUGUUUCCAUUGUCAAAUUCUAGUAGUAUGCUUUUUAUUCAGAUGCCAUAUUAGUUAUGUGACAUUUUUAUACUCUUUCUGUUACCAUAGCUUGCAAUCAAAAUGCUGAUACUGUAAACAUUUAGUUUUGCAUAGCAUCUAAUUUCAUCUAUCCCUGUUGUAGUUUUCUUUGAUUUGAACAAAAUAAACCAUUGUUUUCUGA